This is a messenger RNA of Populus euphratica (Euphrates poplar), 1983 nucleotides long. Its product is annotated as probable leucine-rich repeat receptor-like protein kinase At1g35710. The transcript has a single exon. Lineage: Eukaryota; Viridiplantae; Streptophyta; Magnoliopsida; Malpighiales; Salicaceae. The annotation marks the transcript as partial. Gene Ontology annotation, molecular function: protein binding. The record is from RefSeq and is a predicted model, not a curated record.
AUGUCCUUACUGCAGAAACUAGUCUCAAUGUUUCUCCUUUUUUUCCUCCUCCUAAUGUGCAUAAUUCCUUCUUUCUUUGCCUUUCCUCCUAAUCCCUCCGCUACUUCAUUUGGUGCUGCCAAAUAUGUAGCUGCCGAAGGUAAUAAAGAAUCGGAGGCUCUCCUAAAAUGGAAAGCAAGUCUUGAUGACAACCACAGCCAAUCUGUCCUGUCUUCUUGGGUUGGUAGCAGCCCUUGCAGGUGGCUUGGAAUCACUUGUGACAAUUCUGGAAGGGUCGCGGAUUUCAGCCUUCCACAUUUUGGUCUGAGAGGUACAAUUCAUAGUUUCAGCUUCUCAUCCUUCCCCAAUCUUCUCACACUCAUUCUCUGGAACAAUUCACUCUAUGGAACUAUUCCAUCCCACAUCAGUAACCUGACCAAAAUCACCCAAUUAGACUUGAGUGACAAUCAUUUCACAGGCAAUAUUCCACUUGAGAUAGGAUCACUGCAGUCUCUCAGUAACCUUGACUUGUCAUACAAUAAUUUAAUUGGUCGGAUUCCUUUUUCUAUUGGAAAUUUAAGAAAUUUAUCCCUUCUCUAUCUCUGGGAAAAUAAACUUUCUGGUUCUAUUCCUUCUUCUAUUGGGAACAUGACUAUGCUCACUCGACUUGAUCUGAGCACAAAUAAUUUAUCUGCAUCUGUUCCUCGGGAAAUAGGACAACUCGAAUCCCUUGUUGGAUUGAGCUUGUCCUUCAAUAAUCUCCAUGGUUCUCUGCCCCCGGAGAUGAAUAAUCUCACACAUUUGGAGAUUUUGCAAUUGUUUACAAACAACUUCACUGGCCAUUUACCACGAGACUUGUGCCUUGGUGGGUUACUUGUAAAUUUUUCAGCUGGCUACAAUCAUUUUUCUGGCCCAAUCCCUAAAAGCUUGCGAAACUGUACUAGUCUUUUUAGAUUUAGGCUUGACUGGAACCAAUUGACAGGGAAUAUUUCUGAAGAUUUUGGCCUCUACCCAAACUUGAACUAUGUGGACCUAAGUCACAAUUAUUUGUAUGGUGAGCUUACGUGGAAAUGGGGAGGUUUUCACAACUUGGCGAGCCUAAAAUUGUCAAACAAUAAUAUCUCCGGUGAGAUACCAUCAGAGCUUGGAAAGGCGACUGGGCUACAAAUGAUUGAUCUCUCGUCAAAUCUCCUAAAGGGGACAGUUCCAAAAGAAUUGGGGCAGUUGAAGGCGUUGUACAACCUUACUCUUCAUAACAACUAUCUUUUUGGUGUCAUUCCCUUUGAGAUCCAAAUGCUAUCUCAACUUCGUGCCCUUAAUUUAGCUUCUAAUAAUCUUGGUGGAUCAAUCCCAAAAAAACUGGGACAGUGCUCCAAUUUAUUACAGUUGAACUUGAGUCAUAAUAAGUUCAUAGGGAGCAUCCCAUCUGAGAUAGGCAGCCUACAUUUUCUUGGAGAUCUAGAUCUCAGUGGGAAUCUACUGGCAGGAGAGAUACCAUCACAAAUUGGGCAAUUGAAACAGUUAGAAACGAUGAACCUCUCUCACAACAAACUUUCCGGUUUGAUUCCAACUGCUUUUGUAGAUUUGGUGAGCUUGACAGCUGUAGACAUCUCCUACAAUGAACUAGAGGGCCCUAUCCCCAAAAUCAAAGGCUUCAAUGAAGCUCCAUUUGAAGCUUUUAUGAAUAAUAGCGGUCUCUGUGGAAAUGCCAGUGGCCUAAAGCCUUGUACACUUCUUACAAGCAGCAGCAAGGUAGCUAAGAGAAAGAGCAACAAAAUUGUCAUUUUGAUUCUUGUUCCCCUCCUGGGCAUUCUACUUCUACUACCUAUCAUGGUUGGGUGUUUAUACUUUCCCAACCGGAAACGUAGAGAAAGAAUUUCCUGUUUAGGAGAGCGACAAAGUCCACACGGUUUUGUAGUAUGUGGCCAUGAGGAAGAGAUCCUACAUGAAAAAAUCAUCCAGGCCACUAAUAAUUUCAACUUCAAUAACUGCAUUGGGAAAGGG